AUGACGUCAAACGUCGGCGACUCCGAGUCCGAUGAAGAGCUUUGUGCAAAUCACUCUACGUACAGCUAUUACACUCCACAGGGAGUGAUAAUGGGAUGGGAUGGGCUGCCCGUCUACACUCAUGUCAACGAUUACAUUGAUGCCUGGAUUGCUGCAUCGAUGAUUUUGGUUUAUCUCCGUUUUCGUUCCAUUCAUGUACGCAAAAGUCGACCGCUUCGGUCUGCCACAAGCCGUUUUUCUUGUGCUCUUUCCCGUGGUCAUCUGGUUGUCUCAAAUCGACUCAAUCACAUCCCACAAAACGUCGUUCCGACAUUCGACUCUCCAUCAUGUCUUAUCGUCAUUGCCUUCAAUCUACCAUCAAAAGGAGCCCGACUUGGUGUGGUGACGAGCAGCGGGAGCACGCAU
Molecule: messenger RNA, 405 nt
Organism: Mesorhabditis belari
Lineage: Eukaryota; Metazoa; Nematoda; Chromadorea; Rhabditida; Rhabditidae
Source: the annotation of a GenBank genome assembly